This is a messenger RNA of Hydractinia symbiolongicarpus, 1558 nucleotides long. RefSeq lists its product as uncharacterized. The coding region runs from base 722 to 1141 and encodes 139 amino acids. The record is from RefSeq and is a predicted model, not a curated record. The transcript is spliced from 7 exons. NCBI's taxonomy places the organism in Eukaryota, Metazoa, Cnidaria, Hydrozoa, Anthoathecata, Hydractiniidae.
GCAGGUUAGUCAUAUUAUGUAAAUGCAUCACAAGACACAUAAUCCAAUCCAAAAAAAUUGCAAAAUAUAUGUACUUUAGAUUAGUAGUAAAUGGUUUCUUACACAACUAGACAACCUAUAUAUAUGUAAUUUAAAGGCGCGUAAUCACCCUUUUAAACAAACGGCCUUAACUUUGAAUGAGCACUGAGAUGGAGUUCGAUAAUAUCGCCAUUAUGGUAGGCUUCGUUCACGCCUUAUUUUUGGCUUGCUUUUUCUUUGUAAACCAUGGCAUCAAAAAAUGGAAAGAAAUUUUAUCCCAGGAGUUUCUAUUGGAAAGACACAGAAUAAAAAAAUAAAAUUUUCUCUUUAUUCUAUUCGCCAUUGUUUUUAUCGCCCAGAGACAAAACGAAACAGAAAGAAGAAAUCACAACAUUGUCUCAUGGUUAAUAGUUAUGAUAAUUAAUGUUUAUCACGCUCUGUCUUUCUUUAUUAGCAUGACUGAGAAUUGCAAUUAUGAGCAAAAAAACCCAACGGGGGAGAAGGCACAUUGUGAUAGUUAAAGAUAGUUAAAGCAUUAUGGAGAUAAUUAAAUUUAGAGCAUAAAAGGGGAAAUUUUAAAAAUUUAAGCCACACAGCCACGGAUGCUCUCCCUCAUUCAUUAUUUUUUCUGUAAUGGCAUGAAUCCAGGAACCAUGUGGUUGAUUUUGCUGUGCGUUUAUUAUCGCAUGAUUCGUGCAAUAAAAUGCAAUGGCGGUUCUGUAGGCGAAGAGAAAUUGGGAUAUACUCAGAACUGCACGAACAGUACAAGAAAGGUGGCAACAACAGAAAGAGUUUGGGAGUUGCAACUUUUGAAGUUUUAGUAAGUCAAAAAAGAAUAGGAAGCAUUAUCAAGAUCAUGAGUUCAACUUAUACAACGCAUAUUGAUUAUGUAACAAAGGUUUUAAUAAAGGAAGCAGUUAUAUUAAUGUAUGCCAAAGUCAAAAAGAUAACUCGCUCAGAAGCAUUCCAGAUAUUACUUGCAUAUUUGGAAAAAUUAGAGAAAAGGGAUUUAGAGGAAAUUGACGAUAGUGCAACUACAUUUAAAGAAAUGGUUUUAAAUAGUUGCAAAAAGCGUCAAAGAUUCUUUGGUAAACAACUUUUCAUUGUCUCAAAAUUGUUUUAGAUUAUUUUUAAUUUAGUGCGGAUAGUUAUACAUUUUUUUAUUAAUUCUACUGUUAUAGACAAACAAAAUGGAAUCGCGAGAUGAAAAGGAAAAUCUGGAUAGAUCACAAGAAAGUAUAGAGGUGACAGCAGAAGAAUUAAAUGGGAGUAAAUACAACAAAGGGGAUAGAUCUAGAAGCCAAACGCAAAAUGAAGACUCUGGAGCCAACGAGGAAAAAGAAAUUGACGUAAGUGAUGGUCUAUAUAUUAAAGAAAUUUAAUUCAUAAUAUUUAUUUUUUGAUUAUUUUAUGUGAAUGGUCAAAAACGUUAGAGAUUAUAUUAUGUGUUUUCACAUGUAUUAUAUCUUACAGGGUGUCAAUGUUAAGAAAGGAAAACGUCCCACCUUUAAAGAAGGCUUUUAAAAGACGAUAUGCAAAA